This is a messenger RNA of Prunus dulcis (almond), 2119 nucleotides long. RefSeq names its product CLP protease regulatory subunit CLPX2, mitochondrial. The transcript has 15 exons. Gene Ontology annotation, cellular component: mitochondrial matrix. NCBI's taxonomy places the organism in Eukaryota, Viridiplantae, Streptophyta, Magnoliopsida, Rosales, Rosaceae. The coding region runs from base 126 to 1904 and encodes 592 amino acids. Gene Ontology annotation, biological process: proteolysis; protein folding; protein catabolic process. The record is from RefSeq and is a predicted model, not a curated record. Gene Ontology annotation, molecular function: ATP-dependent protein folding chaperone; ATP binding; ATP hydrolysis activity.
CAGUUGGCUACUGUUGGAGGGAAGGGGCUGCAUUUCACCUCACUCUCCAAUGACUCUGCUUUUACAUUCCAAAUUGUAAUCAAAUAACCCAAUAUCUGCUACACCGAAAACACCAAAACCGAGACAUGUUUCAAUCUCUUCGAUAUAGAUUUAGCAGCAGCGGCAGCAGAUCCUCCCUCAUCCGAAUAAUCACCGCCACCGCAUCAGUCUCUGCCACAAACCCCACGCACACUCACUCCUCAGUCCUCCCAAACCACCACCAGCAGCGCCACAAGUGGGAGGGCCCAAUUGGAGGAGGACGAGGGAGUGGAGGAGAGUACGACCACAUUAGGGCUGACGUCAAUUGUCCCCGAUGCUCCAAACAAAUGGCGGUGCUCUUCUCCACCCGACCACUCUCCAUUACCGGCCGAGAGACGGGGCUUUACCAGGCCCUCAAUCUUUGCCCCAAUUGCAAGACCGCCUUCUAUUUCAGGCCCUUGAAACUCGUCCCUCUGCAUGGCACUUUCAUCGAGAUUGGUAGGCUUAAGCCUAAGGAUGACACCCGCGCCAAUUCCUUUCAUGCAAAACCAGAGCCCUCCUGCGCUGUUGAUUCGUCUCCGGCAGCCACGGACUUGCCCACCCCGAAGGAAAUUUAUAAGGCGCUUGAUGACUUUGUUGUCGGCCAGGAAAGAGCCAAAAAGGUGCUUUCCGUUGCAGUUUACAACCACUACAAAAGGAUACAUCACGCUUCCCUGCAGACUAGGUCUGGUGCAGAAUCAGCUGAUUCUAAACUUCAAGGUGUACUUGAUAGUGAUUCUGUGGAACUGGAGAAGAGCAAUGUAUUAUUGAUGGGUCCCACUGGUUCAGGGAAGACGUUACUUGCAAAAACACUAGCUCGUGUUGUGAAUGUGCCGUUUGCCAUCGCUGAUGGUACAACAUUAACACAGGCAGGUUAUGUCGGAGAAGAUGUGGAAUCAAUAUUGUAUAGACUGCUUAUGGAAGCUGACUUUGAUGUGGAAGCAGCUCAGAAAGGGAUUGUCUACAUUGAUGAAGUUGAUAAGAUAACGAAGAAGGCCGAGAGCUUAAGCAGAGAUGUAUCUGGGGAGGGUGUUCAACAGGCAUUGCUGAAAAUGUUGGAAGGAACUGUAGUUAACAUUCCUGAUAAAGGAGCUCGGAAGCAUCCUCGUGGUGAUAGUAUUCAGAUGGAUACAAGAAAUAUCCUUUUCAUAUGUGGUGGGGCAUUUGUUGGUUUGGAGAAAGCCAUUUCAGAAAGGCUCCAAGAUUCUUCGAUUGGCUUCGGAGCACCAGUUCGUGCAAACAUGAGGACUAGUGAAUUGACUGAUGCCAUCUCGGCAUCAGCAUUGUUGGAAUCUGUGGAGACUGGUGAUCUUAUUGUGUAUGGCCUGAUACCUGAAUUUGUUGGACGCUUUCCGAUUUUAGUUAGUUUGUCAUCUUUAAAUGAGGACCAACUUGUUCAGGUCCUCACAGAACCUAAAAAUGCUCUUGGUAAACAGUACAAGAAGAUGUUUAACAUGAACAAUGUCAAAUUACAUUUUACUGAUAAUGCGUUGAGAUUGAUUGCGAAAAAGGCAAUGGCAAAGAACACUGGUGCUCGAGGUUUGAGAGCCAUAUUGGAAAACAUUCUUACGGACGCAAUGUUUGAGGUUCCAAACAUCAAGCCAGAAACCAAUAGGGUAUGUGCAGUUUUGGUUGAUGAAGAAGCUGUUGGGUCAGUGGACGCUUCAGGACUUGGAGCAAAAAUUCUUAGUGGGGAUGGUGCAUUGGAGCAAUUUCUUCAUGAAACGAAGUCAGGAGAGCACAUGGGAAAGGGUGGGGUGGAUGGGGGAGGUGAGUGUUUGCAACAUGUCUUAAAGCUUCAAUCAAGAGCCAUGGUGGUUGGGGCUUGUAGCUGUGCUAGCGGUUAAGUUGAGACAUUAUCCCUAUGGCAGCUUCAAUCUAGUUUUGUUUCGGGCUCCCUUGUAUAUAGAUGAGGAGAAAUUAUCCUUUGCUGAAAAACAAAAAAAGUCCAGAAGCCAUGAGUUUGUGAUAUCUUGGUUGUGUGGUGUACAUAUUUGAUAGUAAUGAUAGGCUAGAACAUAUUUUUAGGGACUGAUACUUAAAGUAUUGUUAUUUAAGUUCA